AUGUCGGGAAAACUAGACGGCGGAGAUAAGGGCACUGGCAAGCUGCCAGCGAGGCGUAGAGCGCUCUAUACUCCACGAGACACGGAUGUCAGAGAGUACCCUAAAAAUGUCUUUGAAUAUGUAGUUCACGGGAUAUUUGGAGACCCCGACCACAAAUGGGGCCCGUUUGCUAGACAUGUUAGGGCGGCUAAGAAAGAAGGACGUUGGGAUGAGUGGAGGCUUCGUGAUAUCGUGAAUGAGGAACCUGAUGAUUCGGGCGAUGAAUCAGAUGACCACCACAGGAGGCGAAGCAGCAGGGGAUCCCAAAGAAAAGGCCCGCAAAGAUAUAAGAUAGCCGAAGAGCUAAGACUCGAUAGUCGUCCUGCGCAUAUCGACUUCGAACAACUUCUUGGUCGCAUAGCCCACCCUGGCGAUUACGACGAUGACUUCUAUAAGACGCACUACGCCAACCUAUACACCAAAACGGUAGAGUUCGCAACAAAGUGGUUUGAUGGCAAUGUGAACUUGGACAACUUUAGUCACCCGGCCCAGAUCUGGACUGCUAAUAUGACGGAGCAAUUUGCCGAAUACGCCCGCCUGGUUGCCCACGAGGAUCGAGGAAACGGCGGAUGGCCCAUCAUAUUAAAUGAUGCGACGCAGCGGAAAUGGCUUGUCGUUGGCAUCCUAGGCCAGAUUAUGGAGAAGAAGAUUUUUACCGAGCUUUUGUUCGGAGCGGACGAAGAUACCGAAGAGGAAUUAGAGAGACUCGACUUUAAGUGGAUGGAAAAAGAAGGAUACGACCGUAAGAUCGCUCGUGCUAUCACUGCGAGGUACGGUGUAGAAGGAGGACUACUCCCAGCAGACUUCUGGCCCAAGGUCGACGAGCUAACGGCCAAGACCAUGAAUAUCUUCUUACCGUUCCUUAACGUAUUCAAGGAAGUCUUCCCGGGCCAGACAAGCACAUGGUACUCGAAAACGAUAUUCUUACAAGAAUUACACACGUUAAUCUCGUACGCGGGCAUGAUCCAAGUCUGCAUGGCCAUCUCGCCUUCUAUCUUCCAUUUCCUCUCCGCCACGCCCGGCGCCCGCAUGGACUACGGCCAGGAGCAGCAGGCUGACGUGCAGCUGUACCGCGAGUCUAAGGAGCUGUACGAGGGAGAAGAUCGAGUCUGGAAAGAAUACGUCAACGCCGCCGUGAAGGGCGCCCGCGUCAACAGGCGCGUUCAGCAGCCGAUCCAGAUCCCCCAGAACGAAAAAGAACUCCGCGUCAUGGAGUACCACAGGAUCCGCGGUGCCAAGGUCAAGUUCGCCGUGUUCCCCAAGGUCACGCGCUACAGGCCUUAUAACAAGGGCAAAGGCGUUCCCGAAGCCACUCUUAGCUAUGAUCCUAAAACCGAGGCCUGGGAUGAUGAGCGACAAAAUGUCGAAGGCCAGAGCAUCAUCGACAUCUCAAACUGCAUGGUUGUUUACUACCAGGGCUUGAUCUACCCAGAGGACGACUACGUCGAGGCCAUAACCCUGGAUGAGCACUUGAACACGCUUCUCUGGCAGCCGAACGGUCUGUACGGACUGCUAGAGGCAGGCUUCAUGGUUCUUUUCGGCGCGUCCAGAAGGGCGUUUUGGCAUGUUUUGGUGUGCGGUGGGCUCCUUUGGAGUAUAUUCUCGGCCUACAAGGGUUUCGACUACAUUACAUAUCUGACCAAUUACUGGCUCAUUCCUCUCCUCUGGAUUUCUUGCUGUGUUUAUUUCCUUGCCAAACCGCACAUAGAGGUAGGCAAUUGGAGGAAGGGCGGGUUUAUUAUCGGUGCCUGGGUAUCGUUCGUAUACCUCAUCGGCGCUUAUUAUACUCUUACGGGUGUUGAACCCCCGCAGCGUAACUCGACAGUAGGCUGGGAUUUCCUUGGAGGUCAAAUCGACAACACCCUUGGUGACAGACUUAGAGAUUUAUUGAAGCAAAAGAAGUAGGCUUGGAGCACUCUGGAGGAAAAAUGCAUGAGCCAGUGGAAGAAUGGGGAAACGUGGGUCUCGGUGAUUGGUGGUAGUGGUUAUAGAACGGCGAUAGAGUGAUGACGAUGGUCAUUACGGUGGUGACUGUGGUGGUGCACACGGUUUGGUGUUCGGUUC
Daldinia vernicosa is the source of this 2103-nucleotide messenger RNA. RefSeq lists its product as uncharacterized. The record is from RefSeq and is a predicted model, not a curated record. Bases 1 to 1944 code for a protein of 647 amino acids. NCBI's taxonomy places the organism in Eukaryota, Fungi, Ascomycota, Sordariomycetes, Xylariales, Hypoxylaceae. The transcript is spliced from 2 exons.